Alosa alosa (allis shad) is the source of this 1579-nucleotide messenger RNA. Its product is annotated as dual specificity protein phosphatase 10. The record is from RefSeq and is a predicted model, not a curated record. Gene Ontology annotation, molecular function: MAP kinase tyrosine/serine/threonine phosphatase activity; protein tyrosine/threonine phosphatase activity. Gene Ontology annotation, cellular component: cytosol; cytoplasm. Gene Ontology annotation, biological process: negative regulation of JUN kinase activity; protein dephosphorylation. NCBI's taxonomy places the organism in Eukaryota, Metazoa, Chordata, Actinopteri, Clupeiformes, Clupeidae.
GGGCCCCUCGGCCCAGUCCCUGCACCUGGUCCUCAACUCCCUCAACCAGGAGCAGGACGAGGAGAAUGGACGAGCAGUGCACCUGACUCUGCCGCUGUCGUCGUCUCUGCCGGCGUCUCUGUCGGACGAGACGCUGAUGACCCCUGACGUGGAGAACGCGGUCAUCAGCCCCAUCCUGCCCUUCCUGUUCCUGGGCAACGAGCGUGACGCGCAGGACCUGGACCUGCUGCUGCGGCUCAACGUCACCUGCGUGGUCAACGUCACCACUCACCUGCCGCUCUACCACCUGGACACCGGCCUCGUGCGCUACAAGAGGCUGCCCGCCACCGACAACAGCAAGCAGAACCUGCGCCAGUACUUCGAGGAGGUGUUCGAGUUUAUCGAAGAGGCACACCAGAGCGGACGUGGCGUGCUGGUGCACUGUCAGGCUGGCGUGUCCCGCUCGGCCACCAUCGUCAUCGCCUACCUGAUGAAGCACACGCUGAUGACCGCGGACGGCGAUACAGAAAUGGUCGCCUUGACCGCAAAACCGAUGGUCUCACCCAACCUUAACUUCAUGGGCCAGCUGCUCGAGUUCGAGAGGGACCUCAACUCCGGAGUGACCCCUCGCAUCCUCACUCCCAAACUCACGGGCCUGGAGACGCAAGUCUGAGACACACACACACACACACGACAGACAGAGAGAGAGAGAGAGAGAGAGAGAGAGAGAAGAGUUGCAGAGGAGCAAAAGAAAAAAGGAGAAGAAGAGACGGCCGUGUUCAGGUGGAGGCUAGAGGGAGAGAGAGGAAGUCCAGAUUCGCUCGAUUCCUGUGAGUCCACCUCACACCUUCACACGCUGCUUCUAAACCAGGGCACCUGUCUCAUCUGGCGCACCUACACCUGUCUACCUGCGUGACCCGGCUCGACCCAACGGGGGCCUGCCAUCCUCAUCCUCCAUUUGUAACGACGUGCCAAGUUUUUAUAACAAUCUACGAGCACCUGUAAUCCUCCUGCUCUCUCUUUAUCUACCUACUAGUAUUGUGCUACUGUUACGGUUGCCAUGACUACGAUUAUAAUUAUUAUAAUUAUUAUUAACGCUCUGAUCAGUGUGACCGUUAGAACUCAUCAUUCUCUACGCAGUGGACAUCACUGGGGGGUCCAGAGACAGGGCCGCAGACUUAUGAUGCACUUACGGAAACGUACGGAACUUUCUAGAGACCCAGGAACACCUCUCCAACCCAACCUCUAGGAGACCUGUAAGCUGUGGGUUCUGAUUUCACCCUGUCGUCCACAGUGGUUCGAUGUGUUCAGGACCACCGCUCAGUAUAAGGAAACCCAAAAUGACCCGUUUGACCCCUAUGCACUUUACUCCGUCUGCUUUUUGGGGUUUGCUCCGACACACACACACACACACAUACACACACAUACACACACACUUAUUUUUCAGUCUCGUUCACAAAAAUAGUGAAGAAAUAUAAUAUUUGGCCUUUUAUUUUUUUUAUUUUGCCUUCUGUUGUUUUUAAAGAACUGCGGUGUGGUGGUUUUGCUACGACAGGGCGCUGUGCAAUAGAGUGCUGCUCAUCUGGCUGAUGCUGUGAUC